This is a messenger RNA of Gavialis gangeticus (Gharial), 3336 nucleotides long. Its product is annotated as protein NDNF-like. Bases 368 to 2050 code for a protein of 560 amino acids. The record is from RefSeq and is a predicted model, not a curated record. The transcript has 4 exons. Lineage: Eukaryota; Metazoa; Chordata; Crocodylia; Gavialidae. Gene Ontology annotation, molecular function: protein binding. Gene Ontology annotation, biological process: extracellular matrix organization.
UAACAGUCUGGCUGACACCUUGUGCAGGGAGUGAGGUUUUGCUGUUGGAGAAGGAACACAUGAAUCCCCCCCUCCCCCCCCGAAAUCCUAGAACUGACAAUGUAACUAAGACUUUGAAGAUUCAAAAUUACACUUCUUUGUUUGCUUUACAAUACAAAUUAACUUCUCCUUGUUUGAAAGCCUAAAGACGUUUAAAUUAAACAUCUAUUUAGACGUGAUAAAGAAAAAUCAGUCCUCUGCUCUUAAAGUGGUUUCACUGUUUUGGUUUUCAUCUAUCUGAAGACACUUGAGAGAUCUGUGUGGUUUUGUGUUAUUUUUGUUUCUGCAAAAGAAGUCAGAGGCUUGGAGAGAAUAAGCAAAAUAGAAGAUGCUGCUGAAGAUGUCCAGAGUCUGGAUUUAUCUGCUUUUUCAGUUUCUCAUAGCCAUCUCUUUGUGUCAUUUGAAGAAUGUGCCUGCUGGUUCCCAACAGAGCUUCAAAAAUGGUCUCUUCAACUUUUAUCAUUCCCUGAUUCUUGCAGAUGGCAAAGAAACAACAAUCCACUUGUUGAAGGACAUACCUAAAAGGUACUAUUUCAUUCUGAGAGAAGACAGAGCCCCUAUUCCUUUCACAGUGACUGUGACUCCCUGUGAUGUUCCCAUUGAAUGGAGCAUACUGGUACACAAAACUUCAACAAAUUUCCUUGGGAAAACAGCACAUGGUAAUUAUGACACUCAAGACAUCUCAAAAUCUCAAAAGAUCCCAAACUCAGUGUCCACUGUUUUUAAUUAUAAAGGAAAUUCUGCGGAAACUUAUGUGGGUAUGACUUCUUUUUCUGCCAUCUAUCUGAUAGAGUUCCUAUCAACUGAGAGAGACACACACAUUACAGUGUACCUAACAUCUGACAUAACAUCUGGGCAUCUUUACCCAGAACUCCCAAUGGAUCCACUUAUAGAUGUGGUUGGUAUUGGACAUACAGUUGUGACUCUAGCUUGGAAACAUAGCCCAUCAGUACUGCAGCAUAAAGAAAACAUCCAGUAUUGUAUUCUAGUUAAUGAAAAGCACAACUACAAGAGCUUAUGUGUGGCAGAGACAGCUAUCAGAUCAUCUGGGAUAAAAUUGCCACCAACAUUAUCUCUGUCUCUCUCUCCAGAUCUUCUAGAUUCUCAACAGGUAAUGAUAGUGUCCAAGCAAGAAUUAAGUGUCAUCAACAAGCUCAAUAAUGGGGAAGUCAGGCAGAUAUGCAUGGGCACCAUGAACACCUAUACAGUGACCAACCUUAGUCCCAGCACACAGUAUUACUUUGAUAUUUUUGUGGUUAACCUCCUCACCAAUGCCAGUGCUGCCUACACUGGAACAUUUGCAAGAACACUUGAGGAACCUGACCCUAAAGUUACUGAGCUGAAGGAUGGGAAGAUAAUUCACCUCACCCUGGACAAGAAAAACUGGAAGUUCUACAAUUUGCAAUAUCAAGCUAAACACAAGAGAGUCCAAUUUACCUUUUGGUCUUGUAGUGGCCAAAUAUCGGUUCAGAUAACAAGGAACCGUAAAAUAGUGGCAUCAGAAAACUUUGCAGGCCUGAGACUUUUCUCACUGAAAGGAAAACUAAUGGACACAUAUUUGGUACAAGUGAGGUCAGUGGAACAGUCUAAUACCUCUGUGAAAGUUCAAGUAUCCUCUCACAUCCACAAGCCCUUAUUCUCAGCUCUACCAGACAGUUUAAAAAUCAAGUCCUUUAGUAAGCUGAGGACCUGCAAUUCUGUUACCAUUGCCUGGCUGGGACCACAAAAGCAGAGCAAGUACUGUGUGUACAAGAAAAGGAUUGAAGAAGAUCAAGUCUGGACAGAGGUGAGGAGUACAGACAGGUGCUCAGGACCAGAAUCUAGGAACAAAUAUGAGAAAGUGCUGUGCAAAUAUUUCUAUGACAGAAAUCUACAAAGAGCAGUUGCCACAGAGACCAUCAAAGGGCUGGAUGCAGGGACUCUUUACCUGUUUGGUGUUUGCCUAAUUGGACCUUCUGGGAUUCCAGUCAGGUAUCACAGUAGAGUGGUGAAAACCAGGAAAAAAUGUUGAGGAUUCUUUAAGAAAUGUGUGGUAGAUGAAUGCAGAAGAGAAAAGCACAACCAUUUCCAAUGGUCUGUGCAGUUCAAAAUAUGAUAGAGCACAGAAAACAGUUUUUAAAGAUGGAAGAUUUGUCAGGAAAGAAUUGUUUCAGCUGUCUAGAGAAUUAGGCUAGCACUUGCAUCUUAUUUCCUAUAUAAGCUUCUCAUCAAAAACAGUAGUCAACUAAAUACAAUCAAACAUUUGUAUUCAAGGAGCUUACCUUGGAAACUGCAAGAAAUCAACUGGAAAGACAUGAGCUAAAAUGGAUCUGAAAUCAAAUAAUACGUGUUAUUAAAUGUCUUUCAAAGAACAGUCACCCGUUACAUUAGAAUACCACACUGUUUCCACUUUGUGUACCAGAUUGCUGUUAAUAAGGUAGUAAGAAGUCCAGCCAGACAGACUGUUUUUGACAGAUUGACUUCUCCCUCCUAGCUGAGAUGUAUGCUCAUGAGAUUGAAUUGACAGCUGAGUGGUAUUGCUUUAGAUCCUUAUUAGACACAAAGAUACCAGGUUGCUACCAGCCCCAUGUUCUAGUCUAGUGUGAGAGACAGGAGACUCCCCAAAAUAGCAGUUGUCCAUUAUCUGCAUGUUUGCUUUGCAUAGAAGUUGAUUAGUUUUAAAGAUAAAUUUGAUUCACAAAGUUUGGGCCUGGCAGUGGAUCUGUAUCAGAGUCUCCUUGUUUCAAAACAGUUUGCUGUUUAUGUCCAUAUGGAGAAGGAUUUCAGUAUGGAAUUUUUCAGGAAGGGAAAGAUUUUGAUCUGCAGUACUAGAGUGAAUGCCCAUUUCCAUUCUCGUUUGUCUUUAUUUAUACUGUACAUGUCUUGUAUACACACUGGUGGCAUGGAAACAUUUCAGCUGGAGAUGCUAACACUGCAUAUAUCUGCCAUGUAUUUGUCUAUUGACAUUUAACAUAUUUUUUAUCUUGGCAAACAGUAAACUGACAUAAUGCUGCUCUAAAUGAAUUUUCUUUAGUGCUUUAAUAAAUAUAGUAUUUCCUGCAGUAAGAUAGGAAAAGCUGAAAAUAUUAUCACCAAUACCUUCCCGUCUCUAAAGAGGAAUUUCCUGACCCCUUCAAAUGACCAGACCUAUGCAAUUUUCUGCCUGGAUUAUUUUAAUCUUAUCAAAGAGCAUAUCUGAAUGGGAUCUGCCAAACCCUUCAAACCACUGCAAAGCUUUUCUCAGAGAAUAUGCUGGGUUUAUACAUUUGUUUUUUCUUUAUUGUAGUAUGUGUUAGACCCCGACUCCAUGCGGCACCC